AUGACCAUUGUUGCCAUCAAAAGCGCGAUUGUGUCGUUUUUCAACAAAAACAAGCCGUCCGAGGCAAGCAGUCCUCUGAUGUCCAGCACAACAGACAACUACGGAGCGCUCUCCGACAGAGACCCAGAGGCGCAACCGUCCACGCCCACUAAAACACAAACAUUUUCCUCCGACAACGAUAAUGGUCUGCCGUUUGGCUGGCUACUGGGCAAAACCGACCCGCGUGUGAUGAGCGAUUUGAUCAUCGGGCUCAGUGACGGAUUAACCGUGCCGUUUGCCCUGACUGCGGGUCUCUCGUCCUUGGGUGACUCCAAGCUCGUCAUUACCGGAGGUAUGGCCGAACUGGUUUCCGGAGCGAUCUCCAUGGGACUUGGAGGGUACCUGGCUGCGCGCUCGGAAUCGGAAUACUACAAAUCGCAGGUGAGAAAGGAAAAACAGGAAUUCUUUGAGAACCCGGAGUGUCUUGCUGAGGAGGUCAGCGACGUGAUGAUUGACAUGGGUGCCUCUGAGGAGACCACCAAGUCGUUUGUGCGGGACCUGGAGGCAGACCCGAAGGCUAUGAUUGAUUUUGUUAUUAAAUUCGGCAGGGGUUUGGACGAGCCUCCAGACGGACGUCAAUUGGUGAGCGCGUUGACAAUUGGGUCUGGAUACUUCUUUGGAGGCUUUAUCCCGCUGAUUCCGUACUUUUUCACAGACAUUGUUCGCACAGGCUUGAUAAUAUCGGUCGUGGUGAUGAUCUUCACCCUGUUCUGGUUCGGCUACUUCAAGACCAUAGUUUCGAUGGGCGACGACACUUCACAUUGGGUCAGAGUAUCGGAAGGGUUCCAGAUGGUGGCCAUUGGCUCGUUUGCGGCCGGCUGUGCAUGGGGCCUUGUUUUCCUUAUAGAUUCAUAA
This is a messenger RNA of Ogataea philodendri, 894 nucleotides long. RefSeq lists its product as uncharacterized. The coding region runs from base 1 to 894 and encodes 297 amino acids. NCBI's taxonomy places the organism in Eukaryota, Fungi, Ascomycota, Pichiomycetes, Pichiales, Pichiaceae. Gene Ontology annotation, molecular function: iron ion transmembrane transporter activity; manganese ion transmembrane transporter activity. Gene Ontology annotation, cellular component: fungal-type vacuole membrane. The transcript has a single exon. Gene Ontology annotation, biological process: intracellular manganese ion homeostasis. The record is from RefSeq and is a predicted model, not a curated record.